This is a messenger RNA of Chelonus insularis, 4059 nucleotides long. RefSeq names its product Phospholipase D (gene Pld). Gene Ontology annotation, molecular function: phosphatidylinositol binding; D-type glycerophospholipase activity. The record is from RefSeq and is a predicted model, not a curated record. The transcript has 4 exons. Gene Ontology annotation, cellular component: intracellular membrane-bounded organelle. Gene Ontology annotation, biological process: intracellular signal transduction; phospholipid catabolic process; regulation of vesicle-mediated transport. Lineage: Eukaryota; Metazoa; Arthropoda; Insecta; Hymenoptera; Braconidae. Bases 341 to 3757 code for a protein of 1138 amino acids.
AGACGAACACAAUGUAUUUAAUAUAUAUGUAGUGUCAGUUGUCAGCUCCAUAUAUUUUAUUCAUUUGUAAACUAGUCAACAUGUUUAAAUAACAAUAAUAUUUUUUUAUAACUUUAUCAGUGUAUAAUUGGUGCCAAGAUCAUGGUGGUUAAUCUAAAACACCGUUUAGUAAAUCUAAUAAUAUUUUAUUUAUUCUUGCCAUCUAUAUAUUUAUGCUCUUAUCUAACCUUACGGAGGUUAAAAGUUUUGAGAAAUACAAAUAAAUUUUUAUCAACUUUUCCAUAAUAAAAACUAUAAUAUCCGUUGUACAGAUAUUCUAAGCAUUUUUUUAUUUUAAAAAAUGUCUGAAGAUAAAAUAAUUCUUAAUCACAAGAAAUCAUUUAGUUAUGGAGAUAUCGAUCCACACCAAAGAAUGUCUCAAGAUUCAGAGUUUGAUGAUGGACUUGGAGUACCUGAUUCAUUAGAAAUGGCAUCAUUAGACGAACCUAAUGAAACUGUUAAUUCUAACAACAAAAUUUCAGAUGACAAAUUAACCAUAGUAAAAACUAUACCAUUUUCUGCUAUUUAUUCUCCACCAAUUAAAGGUACAGGUAGAAGUUAUAAUAUUUUUAUUCCUGGAGAAGCAAUCCACGUCAAAAUUAUAGAUAAUGAAAGAAAUAUUACCACUCAUCCACUCAAUCCAAAUUUAUAUACAAUUGAAUUACAACAUGGACCAUUUGUUUGGACUAUCAAAAAGCGAUACAAACAUAUACAAAAUUUACACAAUCAGUUAAAAAUAUUUAGAGCUAGUUUGAAUAUACCAUUUCCAACAAAAAGCCACAGGGAACGCAGAAAUAGUUUAAGGAGUCUUGAUGAGAAUAAAAUAAAACGAAAGUCACGAUGUGCUUUGCCAAGAUUUCCUAAUAAACCAGACUGCUUAGUGUUUUAUGAAAAUUUUAACCACCGAAUAAAAACUUUAGAAGAGUACUUAAGAAAUUUACUGCAAAUUGAAAUCUACAAACGUCAUCCAGAAACAAUACAAUUUCUAGAAGUAUCUAGAUUAUCAUUUAUCAAAGAUCUUGGUGAUAAAGGAAAAGAAUCUGCAGUUCUUAAAAGAACUGGAUCAAGCGCAAAUGCAGGAUGUAUGUUAUGUGGACUUGGAGGACUAACAUGUGGUUACAUGUGUACUUCACUAUGUGGAACUUGGCAUGUUCGACAUCUCGUUGUUAAAGAAACUUUCAUACUUUAUAUGACACCAAAGGAUGGAGAAAUACAGUCUGUAAUUCUGAUGGACAAUUCAUUUGAAGUAAGCUCAGGGAUGUAUGUAACAGGCUUAAGGCACGGGUUACAGAUCAUGAAUUCUAGUAGGCAUAUUGUAGUAAAAUGUUGGACAAGAAGAAAAGCAAGAGAAUGGUUGAGUUUUAUUCAAGAUACAGCCAAUAGUCACGGAAAAUAUUUUAUCCAAGUAAAUCCUCAUCGAUCAUUUGCACCAUAUCGUACACCAACUCCAGCAAGCUGGUUUGUAGAUGGAUCAAGUUACAUGUCAGCAAUAGCAGAUGCAUUAGAAAAUGCUAAAGAAGAGAUAUUUAUUGCUGAUUGGUGGCUAUCACCAGAAAUUUAUAUGAAACGGCCUAUAAUUCAUGGUAAUUAUUGGCGACUUGAUAAAAUUUUACAAAGAAAAGCAUUGAGCGGCGUUAAAGUAUUUGUAAUGAUUUAUAAAGAAGUAGAAUUAGCUCUUGGAAUAAAUAGUUAUUAUAGCAAACAAAAAUUAGUUUCUGCAUGUCCAGAGAAUAUAAAAGUCUUUCGACAUCCUGAUCACGCAAGAGUAGGAAUUUUCCUUUGGGCACAUCACGAGAAAAUAGUUGUGGUGGAUCAAACAGUAGCAUUUGUUGGUGGCAUUGAUCUCUGUUAUGGUCGUUGGGAUACAGAAGAGCAUAGAUUAACUGAUUUGGGAUCAACACAUCAAUCAAGUAUUUACAUUCCUACAAAAGGAAAAAUAACGAAUACUAGCAGUAAAAGAAUCGUUGCUGUCAGAACUGAUAAACAUGUGAUUCUUCCUUUAGCUAUUGCAACCAAUACAAUUUUAAUGGCAACAACAGGAUGUUUGCCAGUAAUUCCAAUGCCAGGAAAAUGCAUAUCGUCAUCAUCACAGCCAGAUUUUAGUAGCUCAACUUUAUUAAUACCAUCAAAAGAAACUCAAGUAUUUAAAUGCAAUACACCAGACUCUCAGAAGAAAAAUCUAAUCAAUAUGGCUAGAACAACAGUAGAUCGAGUUAAACAAAAUGUUAAAAUCAAAAGGCAAGAACUCAUAAAUAUGGUUUAUAAUCCGAAUGAAAUGGAUAAUAGUAGUGACAGUGAAGAUGAAAUAGAUAAUGUAGUAAUCAGAGAGCCUGUAGAUGUAGAAGGAGUGUUAAAAAAUAAUGCCGAUAUUUUAUCAGGCCUUCCUGGAGCAGCUAAAUUAUGGCUUGGGAAGGACUAUAUGAAUCUUAUCGUUAAAGAUUUUUACGAUCUUGAAAGACCAUAUCAUGAUCUAGUAGAUCGUAGUACAACUCCUAGAAUGCCUUGGCAUGAUAUUGGAGUAAUGGUUCAAGGUGCAGCAGCACGAGAUAUUGCUCGGCAUUUUAUUCAACGAUGGAAUGCUAUUAAAAUGGAAAAAGCUAAAUUAAAUAAAGCUUACCCAUUUUUACUGCCAAAAUCAUAUAGAGACUGCUCUAGUAAUACACCUUUUAUUUCUUCGAAAUUAAUCCAUAAUGUUAAGUGCCAAGUUUUGCGAUCAGUCAGUUCAUGGUCUGCUGGGUUCCUUGAGUCGGAUGCUGUGGAAGAAAGUAUUCAUGAAGCUUACAUAGAAGCAAUUACUAACUCAGAAAAAUUUAUUUACAUAGAGAAUCAAUUUUUUAUCACUUUGGCAACAAUGGAAAGAAGUACUGUAAAAAAUAGAAUUGGUGAAACUCUUUUAAAAAGAAUUUUACGAGCGCAUAGAGAAGGUAGUGUAUUUAGAGUUUAUGUAAUAAUGCCUUUAUUGCCGGGAUUUGAAGGUGAAGUUGGUGGUUCAAGUGGUACUGCACUGCAUGCAAUUACACAUUGGAAUUAUCAGUCAAUAUCAAGAGGUCGUUGUUCAAUACUGAAUAGAUUAAUCGAGUCAGGAGUUGAGAAUCCUAGUGAAUAUAUAACAUUCCAUGGGUUAAGAACCCAUUCAAUCCUAAAUGGUACCAUGGUCACGGAGUUAAUUUAUGUACACAGUAAAUUAAUGAUUGUAGAUGAUAAAAUUGUGAUUUGUGGGUCAGCUAAUAUUAAUGAUAGAAGUAUGAUUGCAACACGAGAUAGUGAAAUAGCUGUGAUUAUACAUGAUGAAGAAUUUGAAGAAGGAAAAAUGAAUUCAACUCCUUAUCCUUGUGGAAAAUUUGUUGGUUCUUUACGAAAGCAACUAUUCCGUGAACAUUUAGGUCUUUUAUGUUAUCCUAGAACUAUUAAUAUAGAUGAUGUGAUAGAUAAGUCGUUCUAUUAUGAACUUUGGAAAGCAAGAAGUAAAGACAAUACAGAAAUAUUUGAAAAAGUUUUUAAGUGUAUCCCGUCAGAUGAAGCUACUGAUUUUAUUACCUUGAAAAAUUAUCAAAAUUCCAUUCCGUUAAGCAUAUCAGACCCUAUUAUUGCUCAAGAAAUGCUAACAAAUGUUAAAGGUCAUUUGGUCGACUUACCUUUGGAAUUUUUACGCGAUGAAGUAUUAACGCCUGGCGUCAACACAGUUGAAGGUAUGAUGCCAACGUCUCUGUGGACAUAGUACAGUAUUAAUUUUAUACAAAAAAAAUGUAUUUUAGUAACAGUUUAAAAUGAAAUUACUAUUUGAAAUGAUUGAAUACUCAAUCCCCAUAUUACAAAUAUGCAAUUGACUUUUAAAGUUUUUACAAAAAAAUAUAUAUGUUCUCGUAGAUAAUGACUUUAAUACCAACAACUAUUUUUUAACUAUUUAUAUACCUCAAUUUUACAAUAUUUAUAAGAUAAUCUACGUAUAUGAUAACAAUUGUUAAUGCUACUUAUAUGGUUAUAUGUUAUUAAGUGGUGACUGGUUAAUUUACUAUUAAA